AUGGAAGACGAAGCAUCCUCCACCUUCAUUUCCUUCACUAAGUCCCCUCUCCUCAUAGAUGAAGUUUCAGAUUCUAAUUUCUCAGAUUAUGCCAUACCUGAUGCCAAGCGGAUGAGAUUAGACCAUGAUCUUAAUGAUGUAGCCACCGUCGAGAAAUUUAAAGGCGUCGUGCCGCAACAGAAUGGCCGUUGGGGAGCGCAGAUCUAUGCGAACCACCAGAGGAUCUGGCUCGGUACCUUCAAAUCGGAGAAAGACGCUGCCAUGGCUUAUGAUAGUGCCGCUAUCAAGCUUCGCACCAGAGACUCUCACCGGAAUUUCCCAUGGACUCGCCUAUCAAUCGAGGAGCCGAAAUUUCAAAGCAAAUUCUCCAUUGACGCCGUUCUCAGCAUGAUCAAAGACGGAUCGUAUUCCUCGAAAUUUUCCGCCUACUUACGAACGAAGUCUCAAAUUUGCGACUCGAAUAUACAGAACCUCCAAACUAGUGAAAAUGGCGACCGCGAUGGCCAUUUCUCUUGCAGCCAUCUAUUCCAGAAGGAAUUAACACCGAGCGACGUCGGAAAGCUCAAUCGACUCGUAAUCCCGAAAAAAUACGCAGUGAAACAUUUUCCGUACAUUAGCGAGAGCGCAGAGGAGAAUAGCGACGAUAUCGAAAUCGUCUUCUACGAUACAUCAAUGAAGACAUGGAAGUUCCGAUACUGUUACUGGAGGAGCAGCCAAAGCUUCGUCUUCACCAGAGGCUGGAAUCGAUUCGUGAAAGAGAAAAAGCUGAAGGCGAAUGACAUCAUCACGUUUUACACAUACGAAAGCUGCGAAAGAGACAAAAAUGGCGGAACAUUGAUUUUCAUUGACGUAAUCUACAAGAAACCGGAAGAUGACCAGAGCGAGAGUAGUUGCUUAGCGGCGGAGAGAGAGAGUAUUAAGCACGAACAAUUGCAGAGAGAAUUAGGGCUUGAUCGGGAGGACUGUGAGGGGAAGAAGAAGAAGAAGGAGGAAGAGGAGGAGAUUUUAAAGCGUGAAAAAUUAAACCCUAGUAGCCAAAAUGUUGGGCAAAAGCGAAUUAGGUUAUUUGGAGUGCAUAUUGAUUAAAUGGAAUUAGGGUUCAAAUUAGGGUUUUAAAGAUUUGAAUCAAUCUCGGUUCAAUUUUCUUUUUGGGUAUCUAAUUUCAAAAGGGUCGAGAAGG
This is a messenger RNA of Cucurbita maxima (winter squash), 1180 nucleotides long. RefSeq names its product AP2/ERF and B3 domain-containing transcription factor At1g50680-like. The record is from RefSeq and is a predicted model, not a curated record. Gene Ontology annotation, biological process: regulation of DNA-templated transcription. The coding region runs from base 1 to 1086 and encodes 361 amino acids. Lineage: Eukaryota; Viridiplantae; Streptophyta; Magnoliopsida; Cucurbitales; Cucurbitaceae. The transcript has a single exon. Gene Ontology annotation, molecular function: DNA-binding transcription factor activity; DNA binding.